Molecule: messenger RNA, 3570 nt
Organism: Ochotona curzoniae (black-lipped pika)
Lineage: Eukaryota; Metazoa; Chordata; Mammalia; Lagomorpha; Ochotonidae
Gene: FGFR1
Product: fibroblast growth factor receptor 1
Exons: 17
Coding region: 85-2568 (827 amino acids)
Biological process (GO): positive regulation of cell population proliferation; multicellular organism development; positive regulation of cell differentiation
Cellular component (GO): membrane; signaling receptor complex
Molecular function (GO): fibroblast growth factor binding; fibroblast growth factor receptor activity; ATP binding
Source: RefSeq, a predicted model, not a curated record
AGCUUGGGAAGACAGACUGAGCUCAAGGUGGAGUAUCCAUGGAGAUGUGGAGCCUCAUCACCAACCUCUAACCGCACAACUGGGAUGUGGGGCUGGAAGUGCCUGCUCUUCUGGGCUGUGCUGGUCACAGCCACACUCUGCACGGCCAGACCAGCGCCCACCUUGCCUGAACAAGCCCAGUCCUGGGGAGCCCCUGUGGAAGUGGAGUCCUUCCUGGUCCACCCGGGUGACCUGCUGCAGCUUCGCUGUCGCCUGCGGGACGAUGUGCAGAGCAUCAACUGGCUUCGGGACGGGGUGCAGCUAGCGGAAGGCAACCGCACACGCAUCACAGGCGAGGAGGUGGAGGUGCGGGACUCCGUGCCCGGCGACUCUGGCCUCUACGCUUGCGUGACCAGCAGCCCCUCCGGCAGUGACGUCACCUACUUCUCCGUCAACGUCUCAGAUGCGCUGCCCUCCUCGGAGGACGAUGACGACGAUGAUGACUCCUCUUCGGAGGAGAAAGAGACAGAUAACACCAAACCAAACCGUAUGCCCGUAGCUCCAUACUGGACAUCCCCCGAAAAGAUGGAAAAGAAACUCCACGCGGUGCCAGCCGCCAAGACCGUCAAGUUCAAGUGCCCUUCCAGUGGGACGCCGAACCCCACACUACGCUGGCUAAAAAAUGGCAAGGAGUUCAAACCUGACCACAGAAUUGGAGGAUAUAAGGUUCGGUACGCCACCUGGAGCAUCAUCAUGGACUCUGUGGUGCCCUCCGAUAAGGGCAACUACACCUGCAUCGUGGAGAACGAGUAUGGCAGCAUCAACCACACCUACCAGCUGGAUGUCGUGGAGCGCUCCCCUCACCGGCCCAUCCUGCAGGCGGGACUGCCUGCCAACAAGACGGUGGCCCUGGGCAGCAAUGUGGAGUUCAUGUGUAAGGUGUACAGUGACCCUCAGCCCCACAUCCAGUGGCUGAAGCACAUCGAGGUCAACGGCAGUAAGAUUGGUCCAGACAACCUGCCCUACGUCCAGAUCUUGAAGACGGCCGGCGUUAACACCACCGACAAAGAGAUGGAGGUGCUUCACUUGCGCAACGUCUCCUUCGAGGACGCGGGCGAGUAUACGUGCUUGGCGGGUAACUCUAUCGGACUCUCCCAUCACUCUGCAUGGCUGACCGUUCUGGAAGCCCUGGAAGAGAGGCCGGCCGUGAUGACGUCGCCCCUGUACCUGGAGAUCAUCAUCUAUUGCACAGGGGCCUUCCUCAUCUCCUGCAUGGUGGUCUCUGUCAUCAUCUACAAGAUGAAGAGCGGCACCAAGAAGAGCGACUUCCACAGCCAGAUGGCCGUGCACAAGCUGGCCAAGAGCAUCCCCCUGCGCAGACAGGUAACAGAAAGUAGAUGGGGGGUGUCGGCUGACUCCAGCGCAUCCAUGAACUCAGGGGUUCUUCUUGUGCGGCCUUCACGUCUCUCCUCCAGCGGGACCCCCAUGCUGGCUGGGGUCUCUGAAUAUGAGCUUCCCGAAGACCCUCGCUGGGAGCUGCCCCGAGACAGACUGGUCUUAGGCAAACCCCUGGGCGAGGGCUGCUUUGGCCAAGUGGUGUUGGCAGAGGCCAUCGGGCUGGACAAGGACAAACCCAACCGUGUGACCAAAGUGGCUGUAAAAAUGUUGAAGUCGGAUGCGACAGAGAAAGAUCUCUCGGAUCUGAUCUCAGAAAUGGAGAUGAUGAAGAUGAUCGGAAAGCACAAGAACAUCAUCAACCUGCUGGGGGCCUGCACGCAGGACGGUCCCUUGUACGUCAUUGUGGAGUACGCCUCCAAGGGCAACCUGCGGGAGUACCUGCAGGCACGGCGGCCCCCCGGGCUGGAGUACUGUUACAACCCCAGCCACAACCCCGAAGAGCAGCUCUCCUCCAAGGACCUGGUGUCCUGUGCCUACCAAGUGGCCCGAGGCAUGGAGUACCUCGCUUCCAAGAAGUGCAUCCACCGAGACCUGGCCGCCAGGAACGUCCUGGUGACCGAGGACAAUGUGAUGAAGAUUGCCGACUUCGGCCUGGCACGGGACAUCCACCACAUUGACUACUACAAAAAGACCACCAACGGCCGGUUGCCUGUGAAAUGGAUGGCACCUGAGGCAUUGUUUGAUCGGAUCUACACCCACCAGAGUGACGUGUGGUCUUUUGGGGUGCUCCUGUGGGAAAUCUUCACUCUGGGCGGCUCCCCGUACCCCGGCGUGCCUGUGGAGGAGCUUUUCAAGCUGCUGAAGGAGGGUCACCGUAUGGACAAGCCCAGCAACUGCACCAAUGAGCUGUACAUGAUGAUGCGGGACUGCUGGCAUGCAGUGCCCUCUCAGAGGCCCACCUUCAAGCAGCUGGUGGAAGACCUGGACCGCAUCGUGGCCUUGACCUCUAACCAGGAAUACCUGGACCUGUCCAUGCCCCUGGACCAGUACUCGCCCAGCUUUCCCGACACCCGAAGCUCCACCUGUUCCUCGGGCGAGGAUUCCGUCUUCUCGCACGAGCCGCUGCCAGAGGAGCCCUGUCUGCCACGGCGCCCGGCCCAGCUUGCCAACGGUGGCCUCAAACGACGCUGACUGCCACCAGACCCUCCCUGGUCCACGACCCCUGCUGGACUCACUGCCUUUCCUCACCGCCCCCCUUUAUCCUGCGGGCGGGAGCCGGUUGCCCACUUGAGGCCUUCCUGCGUGGCUGCCUGGGCCCCACCAAGUGCCCCCUCUAACUCCUCCUCUUGCCCGGCUCUGGAGCGAGGCGCCAAGGGGCUUGCUUGCUGGUGGCAGCUCCGUUCCCUCCUGUGUAAUGGACCAACAGCCCCUGCGGUGGGUGUGAGAGCAGAGCCUACCAAGGGGAGAGAGCUGGCGGGGUGGCGGGGGUGCUGCUCCUGGUGGCCAGGGGCUCAGCCCUGAGGGCUCCAGCUGCUCCAGAGUAUGUGGUGGUGCCAGUGGCUUAUUAAUUCCAAUACUAAUGCUUUGCUGACCAAAUAACUGGUACCGGAAGACCAGGAGGCAGCCAGGCCUGGAGUGGUGUUGUGGCCCGGGGGGCCCAGCCCUGAGAAACUGGGGGCUUUGUACAUAGCUAUGAAGAAGAAAAAAAAAAAAAACACAAAGUGUAUAAAUCUUGAGUUAUAUAUUUACAUGUCUUUUUUAAAAGGGUCGUGACCAGAGAGAUCUACCCAUCAGCUAAGUUGCUCCUGGCGGCCAGUUGCUAUAUAUUAAAAACAAAAAAAAAGAAAAAGGAAAAAAAAAGGAUUAAAAAAAAAGGAAAAUGUUUUUAAAAAGGUCAUAUAUUUUUUGCUACUUUUGCUGUUUUAUUUUUUUAAAUUAUGUUCUAAACCUAUUUUCAGUUUAGGUCCCUCAAUAAAAUUGCUGCUGCUUCAUUUUUAUACGGGCUGUGUGAAGGGGGUCAAAGAGGGUCCCCCGUUAGGCCCUGGUGCUGCAUGUGCCCUGAAGCCCCUUCCUCCCCUUGAGACCUACACCUAGACCACCAGGGACAAACCUCCCACCUCUCCCCUGCUCCUGCAGGGGUAGGGAGGGCAGCCUUGGCAGAGCAGGAGGGCCAUAGCAGCCUCUGACCACGGA